AUGGUAAGUCUAACCAAGAUUGCUGAUGAACUCAUUCUCGAUGGUGAAUUAGGAGCAAGGCUGAAUGAGAUGGUUCCAGUACCUUGUGUUCCCAAAACUAAUGGAGAAAUUCCCUCCAUUGAUGAUGCCAUGUCAGAUCAUGAAAGGUUGCUCGCCAUAUUAGAGUUAUAUGAUCUGGUCGAGGCUGCUGCAGACGCGUAUGGAGUCAAGAUCUUUGUGAUUACAUCAUUCAAGGAUACGUGCUAUAUCGAGAUUCUUCCACAAACACUGAUGCCAGACAUAAUGAUAUUCUUGAGCUUCUGGGCCGAAGUGCACUACAAUUCAAUGUGA
Messenger RNA from Fraxinus pennsylvanica, 330 nucleotides. The record is from the annotation of a GenBank genome assembly. Lineage: Eukaryota; Viridiplantae; Streptophyta; Magnoliopsida; Lamiales; Oleaceae.